This is a messenger RNA of Syngnathoides biaculeatus (alligator pipefish), 3832 nucleotides long. It is a transcript of the gene pde1a, whose product is annotated as phosphodiesterase 1A, calmodulin-dependent. NCBI's taxonomy places the organism in Eukaryota, Metazoa, Chordata, Actinopteri, Syngnathiformes, Syngnathidae. Gene Ontology annotation, biological process: signal transduction. The record is from RefSeq and is a predicted model, not a curated record. Gene Ontology annotation, molecular function: 3',5'-cyclic-nucleotide phosphodiesterase activity. The coding region runs from base 498 to 3374 and encodes 958 amino acids. The transcript is spliced from 16 exons.
GAAGGGGAGCUUGAAGAGUGGAGAAGUAUGACAGUGCGUGUGUUAGCUGCAGAAUUCCAUCACUCUUAGCAACGAGCCGCUUUUACGUUGCUACGGUAACGCUGUCUCGUGUGCUCUAUUGCUGCUCGCCUCUCUCUCUCUCUCUCUCUCGCUCUCUCUCUCUCUCUCUCGCUCUCUCUCUCUCUCUCGCUCGCUCUCUCAAUCCACACCUCCGGUCCACUUCCUGUCUGCUUUGCCACGUCGAUACACUCGGAGACGAGGAGUCCGAUGCUCCCGAGCGUCCAAACUGUACAGCAGGAAGUCGGCACCUCCUCUUUUCUCACGCUUUCCUCCUCCUCCUCUUUGACGCCUCCUCUUCCUCGUGGAGGUCGCCGCCCACGCAGGAAGUUGAUGAACUUCCCACUUUUCAUCCUGGCCUCCCAUAUCUGACGUCCAUGUUGUUGGACCCGUGUACUUAAAACUACCUCCUGCACCUCCACCUCCUCAUCCACACCCACAUGAACUUCCACGCCCAGGAGGAGGCCACGAGACUGCUGGACAAAGAGCUGUGGGAGGAGCAAGGACUGCAUGAAGCACGACUGCAGGAGGCACACCAAAGAGAGCAGAUGAAAGUUGAGGAAGAUAUGCAAUGGACUGGGGAAGUGGAGGAGGAGGGGCAACAGGAGGAGGUACAGCCAGCCGAUGGAGAGCAAGAGGAUGAAGAAGAAGAAGAAGAGGAGGUGCAACAGGCUGUCAAAAUGGAGCAGGAAGAUCAACCUGAUGAGAUGCAGCAAAUGGUUCACCAAGAAAGCAAAGAGGAAGAAGAGGAGGUAGAAGAGGAGAAAGAGGAACACGCAAAGGAGGAGGAGGAGGACGCACACCAAGGAGAGGAGAUGAACAUGGAGAAGGAGGUGCAGGAGAAGAUGCAAUGGACGGAGGAGGAGGAGGAGAGAUUUCUUUCUGAUAAGGUGCAACAGGAGGAGGUACACCUAAUUGAUGAGGAGCAACAGGAAGAGGCGGAAGAAAAGGUGGUGCAGCAGGUUGUCAACAUGGAGGAGGUGGAGCAAACUCAGGAGGUGGAGGUUCAGCAAGAGGGUGAGGAGGUGGAGAAGCAGGAGGAUGAACACAUGAAGGAGAUUAUGGAGCAAAGCAUGGAGGAGGGGGAACAAGAGGAGGGCCUGCAUGCUGUUAGUAAGGAGCAACAGGAUCAAACUGAGGAGGAGGUGCAGCAACAGGAAGAGGAACUCAUAAAUGAGUUGCCGCAGGAGGAAGAGGAGGAGGAGGUGCAGCAGGAAGAGACAGCUCAACAAAUGGAAGAGCGACGAAUGAAGGAGGCACAACAGGAGGAGGUACAGCUUGCUGACAGGAUGGAGCAGGAGUAUCAAACUGAGGAGGUGCAGGAAGAGCAACACGUGAAGGAGAUGCUACGAGAGGAGUUGCAGCACGGACUGGAGGAGAUGCCGCAGGAGGAGGAUAAUGCUGUGCAGCAAAAAGAAGAGCAACAAAUAGAGGAGGAGGUGCAGAAGCCGGAUGAGGAACAAAUGAAAGAGAUGCCGCAGGAAGAGGAAACACAAACAGAGGGGGUGCGGCGGCAGGAAUGUGAGGAGGAGGUGCAGGACUUUGUGGACCCUGUGGAGCAAAACCACAACAGUCAGGUUCUCAUUCGCCUCAGAGGAAUGCAGAAAUACAAAAACACAUCACAGAGGCUGAAAGCUGUCUUGGAUCAGAUGGAUCGCGGCGUGGUCGACAUUCAGGAGCUGCGCAGUAACCUUCAGAUGGCGGCCGCCAUGUUGGAUGCUGUCUACAAGGACGAGACCAGCAGACGUCUCCUGGACCCCGAGGACGAACUGAGCGACCUGCAGGCCGAGUCGGUACCCAGGGAGGUCCGCGAUUGGCUGGCCUGCACGUUCAGCCGCAAGAUGGGCGUGGCCAAGCGCCGGCCCGAGGAGAAGCCCAGAUUCAGGAGCAUUGUCCACGCCGUGCAAGCCGGGAUAUUUGUGGAGCGGAUGUACAGACGGACAUCCAACAUGGUCGGACUGACGUACCCUCCCACGGCUCUCGCAGCUCUCAAGAAUGUGGACCAGUGGUCCUUCGACGUGUUCUCCCUUCACGAGGGCACGGGCGAGCACGCCCUCAAGUUCCUGGUCUACGAGCUGCUGACGCGCUAUGACCUCAUCAACAGGUUCAGGAUUCCGGUGCCGGCCCUGGUGCAGUUUGUGGAGGCUCUGGAGAACGGCUACAGCAAACACAAGAACCCGUAUCACAACCUGGUCCACGCCGCCGACGUCACGCAGACGGCGCACUUCCUCAUGCUUCACACCGGAACCAUGCACUGGCUAAGCGAGCUGGAAAUCCUAGCGAUGGUUUUCGCAGCGGCCAUUCACGACUUUGAGCACACGGGAACCACAAACAAUUUCCACAUCCACACAAGGUCAGAGGUCGCCAUCUUGUACAAUGACCGCUCGGUACUGGAGAACCACCACGUGAGCGCCGCCUACAGGCUGAUGGCGGACGAGGACACAAACAUCCUGGUCAACCUCAACAAGGACGACUGGAGGGAGCUUCGCGCGCUGGUGAUUGAGAUGGUGAUGUCGACGGACAUGUCGUGUCACUUCCAGCAAAUCAAGACCAUGAGGAACACCCUCUCGCAGUCACAUGGUGUGGACAAGGUGAAGGUUUUGUCUCUGAUGCUGCACGCCGCUGACAUCAGCCACCCUGCUAAAACAUGGCCGCUGCACUACCGCUGGACGCAUAGCCUCAUGGAGGAGUUUUUCAGACAGGGAGACAAAGAAGUGGAACUGGGCCUUCCUUUUUCUCCUCUUUGUGACCGCAAAGCCACCAUGAUCGCACAGUCUCAGAUCGGUUUCAUCGACUUCAUCGUGGAGCCGACGUUCAGCGUCCUGGUGGACGUGACCGAGAAGGUGAUCGGUCCCCUAAUAGACGAGGAAAAGAAGGCCCAAGAGACGGGUAACCGACGUCCUAGCCUGACAGGCAGCGGCUCGGUCACGGUGGAGUCUGUCCAGAGACACAGCAGCUGUCGCCACGGCAACCGAGAUGACGGACAGAUGGACUUCUCGUUGACCGCCAUUGACCUGCCUGCGCUAAGGAAGCACUUGAGUGAUGUCAUCAACAGGAACAAGGACAGGUGGAAGGAACUCUCUGUGGAUGAAUUGGCCACGAAGGAGCAAGAUGACCAGGAGGAGGUGGAAUCUAAGCUCAAAAGCCAUACGGCUGACCAAUCGCUGCACUCGCCUCCAAGCGCACUUGAUGAAACGCGUAACCACGACAACCACGACCAAGAGUCACCUGACAUCCAACCUGAAGACCACACCAGAUGGAACGGGGCCGGGCCGGGAGAGGAGCACGAAGACCAGGAAGUGCCUGAAAAUGCCUAAUUGGGACAUCUGCUGUGCAUUCUGCUAGGGAAACUGUCACCAUGGUGACAAAUUGUAAGGUGUCCCGCAGGGGUCCUGGCAAAGGCCAGUGGAUCCUUUCUUUUUGGACUGACCUUGAAGGCUUUACGCCAUCACGACUUCCUGUGCAAACAAACAAAACAAUCUGUUUGACAGAAAGUGUUUGAUUUUACACAUUGAACACUGAACAAGCAUUUAGCUUAGCACCCAUCAAGCUAGCUGGAUACCUAGCUUAGCGUGAGCGUUACAGACACAUGGAGCGCUUGUUUGGAUCAUCACAUCGCCAUGGUAACCGUCUAAAAAAAGCCAGAAGCCAAUGAAGCACUGUGAGUGCGUGUUCGUGUGUGUGUGUGUGUGCCGUUAUUGUAAACUUUGUGUGCGUGUGUAUGUAUGUGUGUCUGUUCUACAGAUGUUUUUGUGUUUAAAUUGAAAUAAAUAUU